AUGGAUCAAACUUCGAUGCCUGGCGCGUUCCCGAGCGCUGAUGAUGACCCUCCGGUGCCUGCCCAGCGUGCGCCCAAGAAGAAGUUCAUCGGGCGGAAGACGUUGGAAGCCCAGGGCAAGCUGAAGGUCGGCGAUGGCACAUCAGUUGAAGAUCCGACAGCGAUAGUACCAAGCAGUAAACACACGUCGCCUCGAGCGCUGAAUCAAAUCCCUGCCUCGAUUCUCGACGACGCAGACAUCAACGCGGCCAUUGCCUUACUGCCGGCGAACUACUCGUUCGAGAUCCACAAGACCAUUCAUCGCAUACGGACGCUCGAAGCAAAGCGAGUCGCCCUGCAAAUGCCUGAAGGCUUACUGUUAUUCGCCACCACCAUAUCAGACAUCCUCACCCAGUUCUGCCCCGGCACAGAGACCCUCAUCAUGGGCGAUGUGACCUAUGGCGCCUGCUGUAUCGAUGACUACACUGCACGGGCACUCAAUUGCGACCUGUUGGUCCACUAUGCCCACAGCUGCUUGAUCCCGCUGUCGGCUUCAAAGAUUGCCACUCUGUACAUCUUCGUGGACAUCAGCAUUGACACAGAUCAUUUGAUCAAGACGCUGGUCCGCAAUAUCUCGCCAGGUAAGACCAUUGCCAUGGUGGGCACAGUCCAAUUCAAUGCCACGCUGCAUAACAUUGCACCACUGAGCAAAGGUGAGGUCUUGGGCUGUACAGCGCCGAAGCUGGACGCCAAUGCAAACGUUGAUCUCAUUCUCUACCUUGGUGAUGGACGCUUUCAUCUUGAGGCUGCUAUGAUUGCUAACCCCAACUUGCCUGCGUACCGUUAUGAUCCAUACUCACGCAAGUUGACAAGAGAAAGCUACUCACAUGACGAGAUGCUGGACAUGCGAUCGUCUGCCAUUGCCACGGCGAAGAAGGCAAAGAAAUGGGGCUUGAUUCUGGGAGCACUGGGUCGGCAGGGAAAUUCAAACACACUCAACAUGAUCGAGACGUAUUUGCAGCAAAAAGGGAUUCCAUUCAUCAAUCUGCUCUUGUCUGAAAUCUAUCCGGGAAAGCUGGCCAUGUUCGAGGACGUCGACUGCUGGGUUCAGGUGGCAUGUCCAAGACUGAGUAUAGACUGGGGCUAUGCGUUUCCACGGCCUCUAUUGACACCAUAUGAGGCUUUGGUCGUGCUGGGAAGCCAGACUCAUUGGGAUGAAGGCGAUGGCGUCUAUCCGGUGGAUUAUUAUGCGAACAAUGGGCUUGGAAGAACCACCGAGAAGGUUGCCAAAAUGGUCAGGGCCACAGCAUGA
This is a messenger RNA of Cyphellophora attinorum, 1290 nucleotides long. Its product is annotated as Diphthamide biosynthesis protein 1. The record is from RefSeq and is a predicted model, not a curated record. The coding region runs from base 1 to 1290 and encodes 429 amino acids. Lineage: Eukaryota; Fungi; Ascomycota; Eurotiomycetes; Chaetothyriales; Cyphellophoraceae. Gene Ontology annotation, molecular function: 2-(3-amino-3-carboxypropyl)histidine synthase activity. The transcript has 3 exons. Gene Ontology annotation, biological process: protein histidyl modification to diphthamide.